Molecule: messenger RNA, 3066 nt
Organism: Carassius gibelio (silver crucian carp)
Lineage: Eukaryota; Metazoa; Chordata; Actinopteri; Cypriniformes; Cyprinidae
Product: natural resistance-associated macrophage protein 2
Exons: 17
Coding region: 281-1909 (542 amino acids)
Biological process (GO): metal ion transport
Cellular component (GO): plasma membrane
Molecular function (GO): cadmium ion transmembrane transporter activity; iron ion transmembrane transporter activity; manganese ion transmembrane transporter activity
Source: RefSeq, a predicted model, not a curated record
CUUGAGCGCGCGUCACCUCCGGGGUCGAGUCUGCUUGUGUCACCGCCACCGGCUCCGUGCUCAGAUGCAGAUCCUCACUGAAGGGUGACAUUAACGGAGGACCCUCCUCAUCCUCAUCCUCAUCCUCAUCCUCAGAUAGAAUCAGCCGAGGUCACGAGCACUGUUUCCCAGAAUCCUUCACUUCAGAUCAGGUGAAUGCAGGUGCACACUCUGAAGCGCAGUGCUUGGGAUUACUGAUCUUCUCUGGGUUUGGCUACUCACAGAGACGCUCGAGGAGCUCAUGAAGACUGAACAGGAGGAGGACGCCGCGCAGGAAGCUGAGACACAGAGCGGCCCUGUGUCUGACCCGCAGCAUGACCCCGUCUCCACAUACUUCGAGCAGAAGGUUCCCAUCCCUGAGGAUGACGUACCAAAGCUCUUCAGCUUUCGUAAGCUGUGGGCCUUCACUGGGCCGGGUUUCCUGAUGAGCAUCGCCUAUCUGGACCCGGGGAACAUCGAGUCGGAUCUUCAGUCUGGGGCUAUAGCUGGUUUCAAGCUGCUGUGGGUUCUGCUGGGGGCCACCAUCAUCGGGCUCCUGCUGCAGCGUCUGGCCGCUCGUCUCGGUGUGGUGACCGGGAUGCAUCUGGCCGAGGUCUGCAACCGUCAUUACCCCACGGUGCCGCGGAUCAUCCUGUGGCUGAUGGUGGAGCUGGCCAUCAUCGGCUCUGACAUGCAGGAGGUCAUCGGCUGUGCCAUCGCCUUCAACCUGCUGUCAGUGGGCAGGAUUCCUCUGUGGGCCGGAGUGCUGAUAACCAUCUUCGACACAUUCGUCUUCCUGUUUCUGGACAAGUACGGUCUGAGGAAGCUGGAGGCGUUCUUCGGGCUCCUCAUCACCAUCAUGGCUUUCAGCUUCGGUUACGAGUAUGUGCGUGUGGCUCCUGACCAGGCCGAGGUGAUGAAGGGCAUGUUUGUGCCGUACUGCAGCGGCUGUGGAGCUGCGCAGCUGGAGCAGGCCGUCGGGAUCGUGGGAGCCGUCAUCAUGCCUCACAACAUCUACCUGCACUCCGCUCUCGUGAAGUCACGAGACAUAAACCGAGGAAACAAGAAGGAGGUGAAGGAGGCCAACAAGUACUACUUCAUCGAGUCCUCCAUCGCUCUCUUCGUCUCGUUCCUCAUCAAUGUGUUUGUGGUGGCCGUCUUUGCAGAGGCCUUUUAUGGCAAGACCAACAUGGAAGUGGGUCAGAAGUGUAAUGAAACAGGAAGUCCUCACAGUGAGCUUUUCCCAGCCAACAACCAAACACUGGAGGUGGACAUCUACAAAGGGGGGGUGGUCCUGGGCUGUUUUUUCGGCCCGGCUGCGCUGUAUAUUUGGGCUGUUGGGAUCCUCGCCGCUGGACAGAGUUCAACCAUGACAGGGACCUACUCGGGUCAGUUUGUGAUGGAGGGCUUCCUGAACCUGCGCUGGUCACGCUUCGCUCGUGUGCUGCUGACGCGCUCCAUCGCCAUCCUCCCCACGCUCCUGGUGGCCGUCUUUGAGGACGUGCAGCAUCUCACCGGCAUGAACGACUUCCUGAACGUGCUGCAGAGCAUGCAGCUGCCGUUCGCUCUGAUCCCCAUCCUGACCUUCACCAGCCUGACCUCACUGAUGAACGACUUCGCCAACGGACUCGUGUGGAAGAUCGGCGGGGGGCUGCUCAUCCUGCUGGUGUGUGCCAUCAACAUCUACUUCGUGGUGGUGUAUGUGACGGCCCUGGACAGCACCGUCAUCUACGUCUGCUCCGCCCUCCUCUCCAUCAUCUAUCUCAGCUUCAUCCUCUACCUGGUGUGGCACUGUCUGAUCGCUCUCGGCGUCUCCUGUCUGGACUUCAGACGGUCGGUUCAGUAUCCGCCUGCUGUUCUUGUGGAUGAAGAACCAGAGCUUGAUUCCUGAGCCAAACAUCUGAUCGUGUCCAUCUGUUCUUCUACUGUGAGGAACGUCCUUACUGUGACAAACAGCACAAUCCAAAUAUUUGACUUUAUCUUUGCCUCCUUGCAUAAGUUCCUGAUCCCUGUCUCCAUGUUUUAUAGAAGUUUAUGACUCACUAACUUACUAAUGACUGUACCAAGAACAAAUGUGCUGGUUAACUGCUCUCAAGAUGAUCUGGAGUUAUUUAAAGGUUCACAGACAUUUGUUUUUAUGAGUAUAAAUUGCGUGUUUUAAUACCUGAAUGAAAGAGAAAUCAGUAUUCAUAUUCCUGAAGGAACUGUACACCAGCAGUGAAGUGAGAUACCUCACACAGAGACUGUGCUUCUGACACUAGAUCACCCAUCCAGCACUGACUGAGGUUUCACUGAGAGUUCACCCCGGAAGGACACACCUGCAUCAGUUCUUCUGGUGAACACAAAGGUGAAUGAUUUUGAAGAACAUGGAUAACCAAAGAGUUGACGGUAGCCAUUGACUUCCACACUGUGGAAGAAAGUAGAGUGGAAGUCAAUGGGAAUUCUUCAAAUCUCUUAUUUUGUGUUCAAUCAAAGAUAGAAAGGUUUGGAAUGACUGAAUGAUGACCGUUUAGUGGUUCUUUUUUCUUCUCAUUUCAAGAUUCUCUUAUUGUUGGCUGUUCAUUUGGUUUAGGAGCAUCACUACUUUAAACCUCUGUUUGAUCAACAUCUGUCAGUACUAGCAAGAGUUUAUAUAAGAAAUAUAAAGCAACACAGUUCUUGCAGUUUUUUAAAGAAGGAAGCAACAAAAGGGCCUUUAAUGUUUCAUGGUUUUGCCAUGUUCUGAAUUCUGAUGUGUCUUCAUUAGAUGUGACUGAAGGUUAAAUGUUUCCCUCAGUGUCAGAUGUGAUGUGAGAUGACUUUGAUUUAAUGUUUCUGCACUUGUCUGGUAAUAACAGAUGUAAGUUAAUUUGGUGUCUGACACACAUACUUGUUCUGCUAUAUGUUUUAAUCACAUUCCCUGCUGUCAAACACAAGGAAUAAUUAAUAUAUAUAAAGAUAUAUUUAUGUUUUAAGAUACGAACCAUAUGUGUUUGUAGCUGAAGAAUCUGACAGGUCUGUACACACUGUACUCCGAUAGCUGACGAAUUAAUAAAAGCCCAAAAUGUU